Sardina pilchardus (European sardine) is the source of this 2000-nucleotide messenger RNA. RefSeq names its product zinc finger protein 665-like. The annotation marks the transcript as partial. Lineage: Eukaryota; Metazoa; Chordata; Actinopteri; Clupeiformes; Clupeidae. The record is from RefSeq and is a predicted model, not a curated record. The transcript has a single exon. Gene Ontology annotation, biological process: negative regulation of transcription by RNA polymerase II. Gene Ontology annotation, molecular function: DNA-binding transcription repressor activity, RNA polymerase II-specific.
UGUGGAAAAGCCUUUAUUAAUAAGUACACUCUUAAAAAUCAUCAGAGGAUCCAUACUGGAGAAAAGCCACAUCAGUGUUUGCUGUGUGGAAAGGCUUUUACAUAUACAACAACUCUUAAGAGACAUCAGAUGAUCCAUACUGGAGAAAAGCCACAUCAGUGUUCUCAGUGUGGAAAGGCUUUUACACAAAAGCGUAAUCUGAAGCUUCAUCAGACGAUCCAUACUGGAGAAAAGCCACAUCAGUGUUCUCAGUGUGAAAAGGCUUUUACACAAAAGCGUAAUCUGAAGCUUCAUCAGAUGAUCCAUACUGGAGAAAAGCCACAUCAGUGUUCUCAGUGUGGAAAUGCUUUUACACGAAAGGCUUAUCUCAAGAGACAUCAGAGGACCCAUACUGGAGAAAAGCCAUAUCCAUGUUCUCAGUGUGGAAUGACCUUUAGUCACAACGCCAGCCUCAAGACACAUCAGAUGAUCCAUUCUGGAGAAAAGCCACAUCGGUGUACUCAGUGUGGAAAGGCCUUUACACAAAAGGGUCACCUCAAGCUACAUCAGAUGAUCCAUUCUGGAGAAAAGCAACAUCGGUGUACUCAGUGUGGAAAGGCCUUUACACAAAAGAGUCACCUCAAGCUACAUCAGAUGAUCCAUUCUGGAGAAAAGCCACAUCAGUGUUUGCUGUGUGGAAGGGCUUUUAGAGAAGCAAAUGCUCUUAAGAUACAUCAGAUGAUCCAUUCUGGAGAAAAGCCACAUCAGUGUUUGCUGUGUGGAAAGGCCUUUAAACGAAGAACUCGUCUCAAGCUACAUCAGAUGAUCCAUACUGGAGAAAAGCCACAUCAGUGUUUGCUGUGUGGAAGGGCUUUUACAGAAGCAAACACUCUUAAGAUACAUCAGAUGAUCCAUUCUGGAGAAAAGCCACAUCAGUGUUUGCUGUGUGGAAGGACUUUUAGAGAUCCAAACACUCUCAAGAGACAUCAGAGGACCCACACUGGAGAAAAGCCACAUCAGUGUAUGCUGUGUGGAAAGGCUUUUAGAGUUCCAGAAACUCUCAAGAGACAUCAGAGGAUCCAUACUAUAGAAAAGCCACAUCAGUGUAUGCUGUGUGGGAAGGCCUUUACACAAAAGGGUGACCUCAAGAGACAUCAGAGGACCCAUACUGGAGAAAAGCCAUAUCCAUGUUCUCAGUGUGGAAUGACCUUUAGUCACAGCGCCAGCCUCAAGACACAUCAGAUGAUCCAUUCUGGAGAAAAGUCACAUCAGUGUACUACAUGUGGGAAGUGUUUUGGGGUCAACUCAGAUCUCAAGAGACACCAGAGGAUUCAUACUUGAAACACAAGCAUACCACACUAGGACUUUCACACAACUGGCUCAAUUGAAUAGACAUCAACAACGUCUGAGGAACUGAAUGACAAUUGGAUGCGAUUUUCCUCUAAAACAAAGAACUGAAGUGAAAUGUCAGGACACCAUAUCAAUGUCAGAAUUCGAAAGCAGUUAUUGGAAUAUCUCAUCUCAAGAUGAGACUAGAUGAUUCAUUCUGAAAAAAAAAAAAAAAAAACACAUCUUACAUUUCUCACUGUAUGAUGAAACCAUUAUGCACAGGUCUCAUCUCAAGGCACAGCAGAGGAUCUAUUUUGUGGGAAACUCUUGGACAUUUUUAUCCAGUAUGGAAAGCCUUCCACUCAAAUUGCUCAUAUAGAGACACCAACAAAUCUAUACUGGACAGAAGCUGUAAAUGGUCUUAGAACUGGGUAGCCAGCUGUUCAAAUAUAAACCUGUUAGUGUGUGAUACAGUCUUCAUUCCAAGAUCCAAAAUUAAAAGACAUUUGCAGGUUACUUUAGACUACUAAAACAAAUUGCUUUAUAUACAAAAGUGAUAUAAUGUUAGCUGAUUGUGUUAUGCUAUUGGUUGAGCAUGGAUUUGUAGUGGAGUAUGUUUUUCUUUUGAAAGGUUGAUCUCAUGCUUUUGUCUUUAGAUGAUGCUGAAGCCAUUAAAAGUUUGGCACAGUCUU